Messenger RNA from Pieris macdunnoughi, 2280 nucleotides. The record is from the annotation of a GenBank genome assembly. NCBI's taxonomy places the organism in Eukaryota, Metazoa, Arthropoda, Insecta, Lepidoptera, Pieridae.
AUGGCGUCUGUAUUAGAUUUAAUUAAACACUGUCAACAUGCGAUUGAAAAAUAUUGCAAUGAUGAACAGAAAAUUUUAAAGUGCAUAGAUAAGUUGUUUCACCUUAAUGUGACAGUGCAGCACCUUCAGGAAACUGGUGUAGGCCGAACUGUUAAUGCUCUUCGUAAAGAACCUGGAGAUGUUGGCCAGGCUGCCAGAGCACUUGUGUACAAAUGGAAGCUAAUGGUUGCUUCUGAAGAGAGUGACCAGGAAACAGAUAAUAAUGAAACAUCAAAAUACAAUGGUCACGAUGAUGGAAAUUCAAAUGGCAACCAUAGAUCAAAAUACAAACAAGAAAAAUAUGAAACUGAGUCAAAACAAGAGGAUAAAUCACAUAGACACAUGAAUGGUGACCACAAUCGUAAUAAGAGAAAAUAUCAUAGUAGUGAGGAAGAUGAACCAGAUGGUAAAAAGUCCAAACAUAGUCAAAACAAAGAAAAUAGUUAUAAAAUUAAAACAGAGCCUAAGUCCGAUAAAUCUGAAAGUGAAAGUGAAGAAUCCUCUGACUCUGGCAGUGACAGUGACACAUCAAAUUCAACAGAUAAUGAAAAAGUUGAAUAUAAAAAAAUCAAACAAGAAAAAAUAGACCAAUAUAAAUCUCCACCAAGUAAACAUUCUAGCAGCCAUAGUCAUAGAAAUAAAAGUUCAUCAGGGUCUGACAAGGAAAAGUUGUUGGAAAAACAUUCUAAAUAUAGUUCUGAAAGUUCUAAACACUCUUCAUCAAAGGAUAGAUCUCAAAGCUCACAUAGACACAGUUCAAAAGAAACAAAAGAAAGGGACCAAAAUAAAGAAAAAAAGGAAAAGUUGUCCGAGAAAGAUCGACUACAGAAGGAAACACCCUCAGAUAAAGAAAAACCUAAAGAAUCAUCAAGCAAACACAGCAAAUCUAAUAACCAUAAGGAUGAAAAAGAAAAGUCAAGUAAAAGUAAGUUGCAUGACAAAGAGAGGAUAUCUGAAAAAGAGAAAAGACCAGAUAAAGAAAAGAAACAUUCUGAAUCCUCAAAACAUAGCCCAGACAAACAUAAAUCAAGUGAAGAAAAGAGGGAAAAAUCUACAAGUAAAUCAGAUAAACAUUCUGAAAAGGACAAGCAUAGAUCUAGUAAGGAAAAGAAUAAAUCGGAAAAUGAAUCAAAAGAAAAAAGUAAAGACAGACAUCAAGAAAAAUCAAAAGAUAAAUCUAGUUCCUCUAAAGAUAGAGAGCAUAAGGAUAAGAAAUCAUCAUCAAGUGAUGUAACUAAAGAUAGGAAGAAAUCUAAAAGUGAUAAAAGUGACAGCAGUCGAAGUGACAGUAGUCGAAAAGAUAAACAUAAGUCUAGUAGUAAAAAUAAUGAUAUACCAAAGAAAAAAACUGAUGAGAGUAAUGGUGAUAGUGACGGCAUUGGCUGUGAAUCAGGUGCCAGUUUCGCUGAGGCCCUUGGCAUGGUGAGUCCAGUGAAAUCCAAAAAGAAACAAAUCAAAGAAACAAACUCACCUAGUUCCUUUAAUGGUGAUCUCAGCCCAGCUUCUUUGCUGGCUCCGGAUGCAAAAUUGGCUCCUCUACCAAACAUUGAAAUUUCGGCUCUACCUGAGAUAUCGCCGAACUAUAAGCCGAGACCGCCUCCCAAGUUUCUUCCACAUUUCGAUGAUAUGGAUUUAAGUACUGUUAUGUCUUCGAAGAACCAAAGAACAAAAGUUUACUCUGGAAAUAAGGUGAUAGGGAAAAUACCUUCGCUGUAUGAAAUGUGUGUUCAAGUCCUUCAAGAACAUAUUGAUGCUCUGGAAUACACUGGUGGUGUGCCAUAUGAGAUAUUGAAACCAGUUGUGGAUAGAGCGACCCCCCAACAGCUCUUUAUGUUGGAGCACUUUAAUCCCUAUCUUAUGGAGGACACUGACCAUUUAUGGCAGAAUUUCUGUAUAAAGCAUUUCAGGAAUAAGAAACGAAUGGAGAUGGAGACGUGGCGGGAGAUGUAUAUGCGUUGUCAAGAAGAGCAAGAAAUCAAACUAAAAUCCCUGACGGAGAAUAUAAAAAUAGCCCAAGAAGCAAAAAGGCGCCAAUCAAACAGACAAAGAUGGCGUACGUUGAUACAGUUGUCAAACCACCGCGAAGUAUUGCCAGGAAACAAGCGCAGCACGGAACAGCAUUUGCUGCAACUGCAAGGCGGAAGACCUACCCCAGUUACAACACUAUCUCCCUUCGUGAAACCUAAAAAAGCACCCCUGAUGCAAAAAGCCCUCCAAUUAAUGAGGGGAAGAAAACGGUGA